AUGGGCCAGCCGUUGAGUCCUCGCGAGAGCUCUGAUCUGUCCGACCACGAGCUAUCCGACGCUGGAUCCCCUCCCACAAGAAAGCCCACUGGCGACGAUGCAAAUGAAGCAAUCAAUCGGACCAGGUCGGACCAUGCUUGCUAUGGCUCGAGCAUUGCUGCGGACUCACCUUUGGACGGCACCAAUUUCACCUUCCGCGGCUUAGCAGUAGGCAUGGCUAUCGGCAUCAUCAUCUGCUUCUCAAAUACAUACUUUGGCCUUCAGACGGGAUGGGUUUCGGGCAUGGCCAUGCCAGCCUCCUUGAUCGGCUUCGCGGUGUUCAAAUCCGUGUCCAGGUUCCUGACUCUGCCCUUCACCCCAGUCGAGAAUGUCCUGGUUCAGACAGUAGCUGGAGCCGUGGGUACUAUGCCUCUCGGCUGUGGGUUUGUUGGAGUUAUACCAAGUCUGCAAUUCCUACUCAAGUCGGAUGAGGGAGCGCCUCUGGACCUUAGCCUAUGGAGAAUGACGGUAUGGGCUAUUGGCCUGUGCCUUUUCGGGGUCGCUUUCGGUAUUCCUCUGAGAAAGCAGGUUAUCAUCCGGGAGAGGCUGAAGUUCCCCAGCGGCACGGCUACCGCGCUGAUGAUCAGCGUACUUCACGGAGACAGCCAAGAGAAGGGUAAAUCGCAGCGAGAGAUUCAGACGCAGGGCACUGAGGAGCGGGAGCAGCUCCUCAAUGACAGUGAGCGCGAUGCGGAUGACAAUGAACGUCAGGGAGAUGACUCCAGGACCGACUGGAAGCGACAAAUCAGACUGUUGGUACAAGCUUUCACUGGGUCUGGCGCCUAUACACUAUUGCAGUACUUCAUCCCUGUUUUGCACAAGCUGCCUAUAUUCGGCACCUAUCUUGCCAACCAAUGGGUCUGGACACUCAACCCAUCCCCAGCUUAUGUCGGGCAAGGCAUAAUCAUGGGUCCUGCAACAACAAUACAUAUGCUUCUCGGUGCUAUUGUGGGAUGGGCCGUUCUCAGUCCCAUCGCAAAACAUAAUGGCUGGGCGCCGGGUGAAGUCAAUGAUUGGGAGAAUGGCAGCAAGGGCUGGAUCGUUUGGGUCAGCCUAGCCAUCAUGCUUGCUGACGCCGUCGUCAACCUCGGCUGGCUCCUUCUCCGUCCCACCAUAUAUUAUGGUCCCGAUUGGUUUCGCAUUGCGAAGCAUCACUAUCAGCGUUCAUCUUCCUGGAAGGAUCUUAUCGUUCCCUCUCAAGGCUACGCGGCGGUCCCUCAGACGCCAGCCCAGCGCAAGGACGACGAUGAGCCUGCUGACGACGCUCCACCCCAUCAUCUUGUGUCAAACCGCACCAUCGCCUGGCUGUUGCCUCUCAGCAUGAUCCUCUGCGUUGCCUGCGUCCAUGUGACUUUCGGCUCCUACAUCUCCAUUCCCCUCAACAUUCUCUCGCUGCUUAUAUCGCUCCUCCUGGCAAUCAUGGGCGUUCGUGCCCUCGGCGAGACUGAUCUCAACCCCGUCUCCGGUAUCAGCAAGCUCACUCAACUCAUUUUCGCGGCCAUCACACCGUCCUCUAGCAACGCGAUCGUCGUCAACCUCAUCGCGGGGGCCGUCUCUGAGGCAGGCGCUCUGCAAGCUGGCGACAUUCUGCAGGACCUCAAAGCCGGGCAUCUGAUCGGCGCCUCACCAAAAGCACAGUUCUAUGGCCAGCUCAUCGGGUCCGUCGUUGGUGCAGUCGUCUCUGCUGCCGUAUACAAGCUUUACGUGAGCGUGUAUCCCAUCCCAGGCGACCUAUUCCAGACCCCCACCGCCUACGUCUGGAUAUUCACUGCCCGUCUUGUCACUGGUCAAGGCCUGCCACCAAUGGCGUGGAAGUUUGCGCUAUGCUUUGGCGCACUAUUUUGUCUUACCACCGCGCUCCGCAUCUACCUGUUGAACUCGAAAGUGGAGUGGCAGAGAAGACUGCACCCGUGGAUACCCGGUGGUAUUGCCGUCGCAGUGGGCAUGUACAACACCCCGAGCUUCACACUGGCGCGAACAGCCGGCGGCUUGAUUGCGGGGUAUUGGGUGAAUUGGAAGGGCAGGGGCGAGACCAAGGUAAUCGUGCUGGCGAGUGGUCUCAUAUUAGGAGAGGGCGUUGUCAGUAUUGUGAACUUGGUGCUGGCCAGUCUGCGAGUGCCGCAUUUGAGCUGA
This is a messenger RNA of Cyphellophora europaea CBS 101466, 2172 nucleotides long. RefSeq lists its product as uncharacterized. NCBI's taxonomy places the organism in Eukaryota, Fungi, Ascomycota, Eurotiomycetes, Chaetothyriales, Cyphellophoraceae. Bases 1 to 2172 code for a protein of 723 amino acids. Gene Ontology annotation, cellular component: fungal-type vacuole membrane. The record is from RefSeq and is a predicted model, not a curated record. Gene Ontology annotation, molecular function: oligopeptide transmembrane transporter activity. The transcript has a single exon.